CAAUUUGAAAUGAUCACGAGGGUACUCGUCCGAGUCGGACCUUGACCUCCCCCACAUACUAGCCCUACCAUGAGACAUACUGCCAGGGUCCUUCAGUCGCUCGAGCGACAAAUUGUGCGUGCCAAGAGCACUGCAUUCAUCGGUCUUGGUCGAAUGGGCUCAGAGAUGGCCUUUAACUUCUUUUCGAAGACAUUCGCAGAAUCACCUGAUGCCCACUUUGUCGUUUGCGACGCGCUCCCAACCAGUGCGAUUACCUUUCGUCAGAACUUUGUGACCCAGUUCCCUGGGGCCCAUAUCGACAUUGUUCUCACCCCCGAAGAGGCAGUGCAUGCUUCUCAAACAGUAUUGACAAUGCUUCCAUCCUCGCCUCAGGUCAAGACCGUUUAUUCUGAAGCAAACGGAGUCAUCUCUGCGCUGGAGUCUCUCAGCGCCGCGGAGUUGACGCGCUCUCUUUUCAUCGACUCUACAACGCUAGAUGUUGGAAUUUCCCGAAGUGUCGCGGCGGAGGUGAUCUCUGCAGGAGCGCACAUGGUGGACGCACCCGUAUCGGGCGGUGUAACAGGUGCCAAAGCGGGCACGCUGGCUUUUCUUGUUGGCGGGACCGAGGGUGCUUUUGAGUUGUCGCAGCCGAUCCUCGCCCACAUGGGCAAUCGCAUUAUCCAUUGUGGCCCAUCAGGCGCUGGUCUUGGCGCCAAGAUAUGUAACAACCUUGUUCUCGGAGUGCAACAGAUUGUCGUCGGCGAAGCAAUGUUGCUCGGACAGAAGCUGGGUCUGGAUCCGCGCAUACUUGCAGGGGUCAUUAACAGUUCCACCGGCGGUUGCUGGGCUUCGUCGGUCAACAAUCCGGUACCGUAUUCGCUCGCCGACAAAUCUCCCCCAUGUGAACGUAAUUACGAGGGCGGAUUUGCUACUGCUUUGAUGUUAAAGGAUAUGCUUCUUGCGACUGAUGUUGCGGCCUCUACCGACAGUCCAUUACCACUAGGGAAGUCUGCACAGAAUUUCUAUGCCGAAACGUUGAGGCAUCGACCGGAUCUGGCACAAAAGGACUUCUCUUCUGUGUACGAGCGCCUGAAGGAAAUGAGACGAGAGGAUUAAAUUUGGGAUCAUUCGGACUUGAUACCAUGAGAUUAUAUCCGUUCCGCGCAGCAUUAAUGUAGAUGAUAAACGUUUACUAGCCCCGCACUGCAAGACGAGGGUUUUACUUGUGCCUACAAGCUCCUACAAGCUCUCCAUAAACUCGAUUAGGUUCCAUUAGGUCAGUGCCUUCCGGCGGCAACGAGAAUACGUAAUCAUUGAUUAUAGGGACACGAAGAAUGAAUUGGCAUGGGUCCGAGUCACUCAAUCGAUCGCGGCGAUGUCUGAAACUGGAAUUAAUUCAAAGUUGGUAAUAAUGUCAAGGGUCCCUGGGAUGAGGCUACUAGGGUGGUGACCCUGAUAUUUUAAUAUGAGACAAAUUGUCUAAAAACAUGUAUGUUUUUCU
This is a messenger RNA of Suillus subalutaceus, 1480 nucleotides long. RefSeq names its product NAD binding domain of 6-phosphogluconate dehydrogenase-domain-containing protein. Gene Ontology annotation, molecular function: NAD binding; NADP binding; 3-hydroxyisobutyrate dehydrogenase activity. The transcript is spliced from 4 exons. The record is from RefSeq and is a predicted model, not a curated record. NCBI's taxonomy places the organism in Eukaryota, Fungi, Basidiomycota, Agaricomycetes, Boletales, Suillaceae. Bases 70 to 1095 code for a protein of 341 amino acids. Gene Ontology annotation, biological process: L-valine catabolic process. Gene Ontology annotation, cellular component: mitochondrion.